GCCCAUAAUGCUCGGAUGACGCGAGAGAAAGAGGGGAUCAUCGUAGAAGAAGAGGAAAGUGUAAUCCCGCACUUCAGUGACAGAAGAGAAGCCAUUGGAUGCGUAAGAAGAAGCCUUGCUAAGUUACAAUACAUUCUUGCUGGCUGCCACCAGACUCGUCUGCUGCCAUCGAUGGAUACCAGGACCUGGUGCCUCUGUCGUCAACGGAAUGUUGUUGGUUCUCUGUGUUCGAAAUGUUCGGGGAGUGAAGAGCAACCACCCGACGAAAACGGCGCAAUGUUAACCCCUGAAGAACAGGCGCAGCAGCUUCAGUCCACGACAGCCAAGGAGCCUCCUCGGAAGAAGGCCGCGUCCGAUUUCCUGUAUUCGGUUGAGGACAAUCCUCCGUGGUAUGCCUGCAUCAUCUAUAGCCUGCAGCACUAUCUGUCGAUGGUCGCGGGAACCAUUUCCAUACCGAUAAUCCUCUCCUCUUACCUCUGCCUCGACGAGGACAACCCAGCCAAAGGCCAUUUGGUCUCGACCAUCAUCUUCAUGUCUGGCCUCAUCACCCUGCUACAGGCAACGUUUGGCGUCAGGUUACCGAUUAUACAGGGAGGGAACUUUGUCUACGUGAUUCCUCUGAUAGCCCUGCUGACGACGAACUACGAGUCCUGCAGCGCCCUUCCUUUGGCCAACAUGACCAGGGACGAGAGAGAAGAAAUCUGGCUGGUCCGAAUGCGAGAAACCCAAGGAGCCAUUGCCCUUUCUGCUCUGGUUCAAAUCUUCGUAGGGUUCACCGGUCUUAUAGGAUUACUGCUGGCCUGGAUAACUCCUCUGACUAUCAUACCGACAGUGGCAUUAGUAGGACUGUCCCUAGCUGACGUCGCUUCAUCACAGGGAUCUGGCCACUGGGGUAUCUUUUUCCUGACACUCGUCCUGUCAAUCAUAUUCUCGCAACACAUGAAAGAGAUCACUGUCUCCGUGCCAGUCUACAAGCGGCGAAAGGGAUUCUCUUUCUACCAUUGCCAGCCUUUCAAAACAUUACCGCUCCUGCUCUCGGUAAUCAUCUCCUGGAGCCUGUGCGCCCUGCUCUCUGCCUUCAACCUCUUCCCUGAGGGGUCACCUGCCAGGACUGAAAGGACUUACGCCAUGGUCAGAGAGGCGCCUUGGGUUUCGUUCCCUUAUCCAGGGCAGUGGGGGGUACCCACAGCUAGCGUAGCAGGAGUCAUUGGCAUGCUAGCGGCGGUAUUCUCUUCAAUCGUUGAGAGCAUCGGAGAUUAUUACGCAUGCGCGAGAGUAGUAGGAGCUCCCAUGCCCCCCACCCAUGCCAUAAACAGGGGAAUCGGAGUUGAGGGUAUUGGCUGCAUGCUGGCAGGUCUUUGGGGCACAACGAGUGGAACGACGUCUUACUCGGGCAACAUUGGCAUCCUGGGUAUCACCAAAGUCGGAAGCCGCCGCGUCAUUCAGUACUCGGCAGUCAUCAUGAUGAUCUGCGGCGUCUUCGGCAAGAUCGGGGCCUUCUUCGUCACCGUGCCUGAGCCCAUCAUUGCUGCGGUGUUCACCAUCAAGUUCUCCAUGAUCACAGCCGUCGGACUGUCUUCUGCCCAGUUCAUCGAUCUAUCUUCGUCCAGGAAUCUCUUCGUCCUGGGAUUCUCCAUCUUCUUUGGCCUCUCCUUUCCGAAGUGGGCCAUGGAGAACCCUUCUUUCAUGCAGACGGGGUAUUCUCUUCUGGAUCAAACGGUGUCUGUCCUCCUGCAGACGUCAAUGUUUGUGGGCGGUUCAAUCGGUUUGAUUCUAGACAACACAAUUCCUGGCACGGACGAAGAGAGGGGUCUAGUGCAGUGGGAAAAGCAGCUGAAUUUAGGGGGUGGACCCACAUCUGCAGAAAGCACCUCUUGUUACGACUUGCCUUUUGGAAUGGGUGCUGUUAAAAAGCUAACCUUUGCGCGAUAUCUACCAUUCCUUCCAGCGUUCCAAGGCUUUAGCAGGAAGUCUACAACUUCAGAACCAAUGUGUUAAAAGGAAUGGUAUUACAAGAGACAGGAGUCCUUCAGAGCCCAUUGAUUUUAUAUAUAUAUAUAUUUGUGUGUGUAUAAUUUUCUAA
This is a messenger RNA of Macrobrachium nipponense, 2083 nucleotides long. RefSeq names its product solute carrier family 23 member 2-like. The transcript is spliced from 13 exons. Gene Ontology annotation, molecular function: transmembrane transporter activity. The coding region runs from base 16 to 1998 and encodes 660 amino acids. Gene Ontology annotation, biological process: transmembrane transport. The record is from RefSeq and is a predicted model, not a curated record. NCBI's taxonomy places the organism in Eukaryota, Metazoa, Arthropoda, Malacostraca, Decapoda, Palaemonidae. Gene Ontology annotation, cellular component: membrane.